Molecule: messenger RNA, 5150 nt
Organism: Pelmatolapia mariae (spotted tilapia)
Lineage: Eukaryota; Metazoa; Chordata; Actinopteri; Cichliformes; Cichlidae
Gene: zbtb21
Product: zinc finger and BTB domain containing 21
Exons: 2
Coding region: 106-3171 (1021 amino acids)
Biological process (GO): regulation of transcription by RNA polymerase II
Cellular component (GO): nucleus
Molecular function (GO): protein binding; DNA-binding transcription factor activity, RNA polymerase II-specific
Source: RefSeq, a predicted model, not a curated record
CAAAUUCAAGAUGGAUGGAAUCACGACCAGCGCGGAGAAAUCUACACAACACUGAACAAAGUCCCGGCUACGUGGAGGAAAGAGCGUAUUCACGACGGGCAGGCCAUGGAGAGCCUAGUGCAUUACAGUAACCCCUCCCACGCCCUGUCAUUGCUGGGGGCUCUGAAUGAGCAGCGACUGCGGGGACAAGCGUGUGAUGUGGUCCUGGUUGUGGGAGACCAAAGGUACCAGGCCCAUAAGAGUGUUCUGGCUGCCAGCAGUGAGUAUUUCCAGUCCCUUUUCUCACGGAUGGACGCAGACUCGCUGACAGUUGUAAACCUGGACUUCUGUGAGCCGGACGCCUUUGAGAUAGUUUUGAAUUACAUUUACUCCUCCUCACUCUUUGUGGACAAAGGCAGCCUGGCAGCCAUUCAAGAGCUGGGAUACAGCCUCGGAAUCCCUUUCCUCACCAACAUUGUGUCAACAAGGCCACAUGCAUCCUACUGUGUGUCUAGAAAAAGGCUUUCGUUCUCAGAGGGGGAUGAGAAUGAUGUCCACACAAGGAGCGUCAUUGUGCGUCGGGUCCGGAAUGACACGGCCCAUCCCUCUCGCUCGAGUUAUCCGAGAAAAACAUCUGAGAGAUCGACAUCUCCCCACUCUGCUCAUGGGUCCACUCGGCCUCCGUCGGAACACAACUCGUAUGAAUCGGUCAGAAACUCUGAGUCCAGCAGGAAGUCCCCUGACCGGGGUGAAGCUUUGGAGAGGACGUAUGCCUCCAUAUUGAAAGGGAAUUCAUCACACUUCACACCCGUGAGACCCCAGCUGACAUCAUCAGUGUCUUUCAGUGAUGCUGAAGUGCAGCACAUCAGGCUGCCAUCUGGCCCUGACCAGGACAAUAAAGAGGAGAAUGAGGAGCAGGAGUCCCGCUACAAUACCAAAGUGCCCUUUCAGGGUCAGGCUAGUGAGCCAAGCCAGACCAUUGACAGGAGUGGGCCACUUAUAAAAAGCCUACUCAGGAGGUCAUUAUCCAUGGACAGCCCCGUUCCAGUCUUCUCCCCCACGCUGGAGCUCAAGGAGCUGCAAAAUCGAGACCAGUCAGUUGUACAGAUGGCACUGAAGACGUCUGUGCCAGAAACCUCUGCCCACAACGGCGACUCAAAAAGAACGUCUCCUCUGGUUCUCAGGUCAAAGUAUACCGGCAGGUAUGAUAGAGAAACUCAGGUAGAAGGAGAGGUGAGUGUGAAAGCUGAGCCCAGCAGUCCACUUGCUGACCCCAUGGACAUCGUACGCAUUACAGUUGGUGAUUCUUUGCCAGUCAGUCUCAAAGACUUUCAAACUAAUUAUGAUCAAGGUCCCAGGGAAGUCUUAAAUCCUGUGGGGAAAAGAAGGGACAGGCCAGACAACAGACGGUACCCAUUAAAGAAGAGCAAACUAUUUAAAGAGCAUGCGCUCUCAGUUAACGUGAAUAUGUCAAAAGCAGUACCUCAGCAUGCCAGCGGUGACCCUAAUGAGGACGGCGAGGAGUCACCUCAGAACAAGAUUUUCAAAUGCUGGAAUUGUUUAAAGGUUUUCCGGUCAGGUGCUGGACUUCAUCGUCAUGUAAAUAUGUAUCACAAUCCGGAAAAGCCGUAUGCUUGCGACAUCUGCCACAAGCGCUUUCAUACCAACUUCAAAGUGUGGACGCACUGCCAAACUCAGCAUGGUGUAGUACAAAACCCAGCGUCGUCCGCCAGCUCCUCUGUUCUUGAUGAGAAAUUUCAAAAGAAGCUAAUAGAUAUUGUGAGAGAGAGAGAAAUAAAGAAAGCUUUGCUUUGGAAGUUAAAGAGGAAUAAGCAGGGUUUGCAGUCUCCUGCAAUUACAAAAAAGAGAUCGAGGCCCAGCUACAUAUGCCCAUACUGUGGCAAGACAUUUGUGUUCCAGUCUCAGUACAGACAGCAUUUAAGGACACAUCCUGCUGAAAAAGCUGACCAGGACACAGCGAGGGAGAGCAUCCUCUACCAGGAACAGGAUGAGAUCAUUCAACAGAAGAACCCUGACACCGGUGUUUACUCCUGUAGACUUUGCAAUAUGAAGCUGUCAUCGCUCCUGGAACAGGGUGACCACGAGAGAGGCUGUCGCCAUGCAACCGUGUGCCCCUAUUGUGGCCUCAGAUUCUCAAGUCCAGUUGUCAAGAAAGACCACGAGGCACAUUGUAAGUACAAGAAACUGACAUGCCUGGAAUGCAUGCGCACCUUCAAAUCCUCCUUCAGCAUUUGGCGCCAUCAGGUGGAGGUGCACAACCACAAUAUGAUGACUGUUAAAGACCACAUUCUCCUGAAGCAACAAGAGAACAAUGAAGAGGAGUCUGAAAUGCUCAAGGAGGAGCAUUACAGUGAUGAGCCUCUAACAAGCGAGAGCACAAGAGAGAACAUCAGUUACAGUGAUUCCUCAGGUCCACCUAUGUAUGACUCUGAAGACUCUUCAUCCUAUGUGCCUGAAGACCUGAGCAUGGGCCACCAUGGCAAGCUGGUAGUGAAGGAAGAGCCGUUAGAGGAGCCUGUGAGUGAGCGGGACAACCCCGAUGCUGCCAAAAGUGGCUCCGAAGAACCCGGUGUGUGGCCGUGCGAGAAAUGCGGAAAUCUUUUCAGCUCUCGCAAAGACUUGGAACGACACCAGGAGCUGCUAUGCCACAUCAAACCAUUCAUCUGUCACAUCUGCAACAAAGCCUUCAGGACCAACUUCCGCCUUUGGAGCCACUUCCAGUCUCACAUGUCGACUGCUAACGAACCCGGAGCCAAAGAGAUCGACAGAAACCCCUCACCUCUGAGCCCUUCCCCUCCACUUACCCCUUCAGAACGUCCCUCCCCACAGGCCUCUGUGCUCAUAUCUACUCAGGCGGCACCGGUCCCUGCUGCUACUGCUGCUGCAACCGCAGGGACCGACGAGUCCAGCAGCCCAGAUCCCUGCAGCUCAUUGGUAAGCAAGACCAAGAGGCCCGAACUGGAACGGCAAACCAGCAGCCAAAGCCCCCUGUCAAGGUCAAACAGCAUGGAGAAUCCAGGCGGCCCUCAGGAAUCGGACACACUCUUUUACCACGCACCGUCUCUCUCUGCCCUGACAUUUAAGAGGCAGUACAUGUGCAAACUCUGCCACAGGACCUUCAAGACGGCCUUCAGUCUGUGGAGCCACGAGCAGAGUCACAGUCACAUGUAAGAUUCAGAUGGCCGAUAGCAGUGAGUUUUUUUCUCGGGAGACAAUACUUACUAUAAGAAUAAACACACCUCAGCCUACAAACAAAAGACUUUGAAUGUAUAGCUUAUUCGCUUGCCUCCAAUGUCAUAUAUUGAAGUGGCCAUGUUUAUUUAGACGCGUAAACGUGAAUGUGCAAUCAAGUGCUAGAUUCCUCUGUGAGAAGAGAUGACUAUAAUUUUUUUUUUCUUGCAAAAUGAUCUAUAUGAAUUUAUCUGUUUCAGACCUCUUUUGGUUGUCUAGUUGUAUUUACCUAUCUAGUCGUUUUAAGAAACAAGGUAAAGAGUUGCACCCCUCAAUGUUUUCGACUUGAAGGUAGAGAAAAAGGCGGGACAAGUGUUUACGUUGUUCUCUCCGAGUGUGGUGGAAAAAGUGCUUUAAAAUUUUGGAGGCUGCGGUUCAUUUAAAGAUUAGAGCUUUCGCUUUUUGUACAAACAUGUGAUUGACAUCCCUUAAGAUAUUAUUGGUGGCCUCAACAAUGUAUUCAAUAUGCACUUUUUUGAUUCUGGUAGGAAGAUAUAAUCCUCAGUGAUUACUCUGGAUCAGUAUGUUUCCCUAACCGAGUUUUUAGGCUGCAGGAGUAAAAGUGACAACAAAAAGCAUCUAUAACUUCUUUUUUUUUCUUUUCAUGCAUAGCACUCAUUUGUUCUUACGUUUGAGGCUCAUAUUGAAUUCACAUCAACUCAUUUCAUGGAAAAAUUCAAUGAGACAGUCUGUAUAAGAAAGCUAUACCACAUACAGUCUUCAUUCAGUACCCACAAACACAGUAUCUUCCUAAUGAUUAGCCUGCUGUGAAACAAUGCAAUCAGCCGGAAGAUUACAGAAAAAAUAUUUAUUUUGUGAAGUUAAAUGACUAUAACGUCGCUAAAUUAUGUGGAAAAAGGUGCUCAGACCAGUGCACUAGUAGCCAUGCAGGCUGUCACUGAAAAACAGUGGGCUGGGUUGAUCUCAUAAAGUCCUAAAUACGAGACAUCCUUGCAGUAUUUGGCUUAUAAUAAUAUUAAAUAUUUCCUGUGAGUAAGCUUUCAGAAGCUUUCACAUCAAAUGCACUGCAGUAUAAUAAUAUAAUUUACGGUUUUGAUGAAACGAUAAAUAAGAACCUCUAAAAGUAGUUUGUUUAUAUGAAAUGUUGUCACAGUGUCUCAAUCGCUCAAAUCUGCCAGCUGCGUACGGCACCAGUGUUGUGUAAAUACACUGAUAGAAUUUUUUGCAAUUGAACACAUUGGACUAUUAAGUGAGCUUUACAGCGCUUCGAUGGCCUUAUGCAACUUUACAAAACUAUUUUGUUAUUUUACGUGAAAGCACAACAGCUUCAGACCACUUAUGACUCAGGCAUUUCAAGGUGGCGGCGUCAACGGGAGGGAAAGCAACGAGACGGCAAAUCUUUAUUCUACGAACGGUCACAGAGUGUUCCUGCUUCCUGAAGAUUUCUUGGAAAAGUAAUGAUUGUGUUUUGAUUGUAUUCCGGUUGUUUUACAAAUGUAUUCUUGUACAAGUAUAUACUUCUGCUUCGGCUUGAUAGUUUAGAACUUUGUCAUAAAUUAUUAUUGCUGUUUGGGAGACUGACAGACAGAACUCCACAUGGACUAAUGGACUUAGUUUUCCACUAAAUGAUUAAUGCAAGCUGCAUUGUGAUGUUAAAUUCUUUGCGGAAAUUCUGUAUUGAUAAUAGUGCUCUUAAUUUCUUGUGAGAAAGACUUUCUGAAAGUUUCACAGGAAUGCUUAUAGACUUGUGUACAUGGAAGUGUUUGUAUUCUUGAUUUUUGUACCGAUUUUGUUAGUAAACAAGAGUUUGAUCUUUUUAGUAUUCCUGUGCUCUCACUGCAAUAAUGAAUAUUUGUAUCAACAUUGGUUGCAUUGCUGUUGCUUUUUGAGACUUGCAGCUGUUUUGUGUUUAGGUUUUUCUACAGUUUUGUGCUUCACUUCUGUAAUAAAGAGUAACA